This is a messenger RNA of Fusarium subglutinans, 1683 nucleotides long. RefSeq names its product het domain protein. The record is from RefSeq and is a predicted model, not a curated record. NCBI's taxonomy places the organism in Eukaryota, Fungi, Ascomycota, Sordariomycetes, Hypocreales, Nectriaceae. Bases 1 to 1683 code for a protein of 560 amino acids. The transcript is spliced from 3 exons. Gene Ontology annotation, molecular function: protein binding; zinc ion binding.
AUGACUGCUUCCACCGCCGCUCAGGAUAUCGAUCUCAAUUCCAUUGAGCAAAUCGAAAUGCUGCUCCAAAACAUCCAACGAAAGCCGCAAUCUUACGACCUGGCCGAAGGAGCGCUUCUUUCUACGAUAAAUCUGAGCGAAGAGAAGCUUGGAAAAGACCACAGUAUCACGAUUCAUGCAGCUUUCGAGCUCGCCAAGUUUUAUCGUGUGAAGAGAAAAUUCGCUAUGGCAGAAUCAGCUCUUUCUCGAGUGCUAGAAGAUUGCGAAAGAGUCUAUGGCGAAAGCCAUGUCAUCACACUGCAAACCAUGUGCGAGCUUGCCCAGACCCUUGAUAACCAGAAAGACCUGGAAAGAUGCAAAGCAGUGUUGCUUCAAGCAUACACAAGGUACCGGGACUCGAAUCCUUAUGGAACCGAAGCCCUCUUCUGUGGGGUGCAUUUAGCGCAUACUCUGGAGGCCCUUGGGAUGUAUGAAGACGCUGGGCUUCUUUUCCUCGACCUUGUCGAAAAGUACCGCCAAGCAAAUACGAUACAAAAUGGCCUGGGGCUUAACUGUGUAUCGAGUCUUAUCUCGAACUACUGUAAGAAAGCGUAUAGGCUAUUCCAAGGAAUCUGGAAGAAUGACGACGACAAGAAAAUCGCGCGAGGAUAUUUCUUCGAUUGUGUUGCGCUAUGUCAGAUCAUAGCUUCGAACGAAGGAAAAGAGGCUCAAGAGACCCUGUACUACAAUCUCUGGCCGAUUGGAAAGAUCGCUCUGUGGUUAGGCGACGACGACACAUUUCAAAACUGUGUUUGGUUCCUAGAUUCCACCAAGAGUCCCAGUUCAUCUCGCCAGUUUCGAAUAGUAUGCGAUGGUUGUAACCAGCAACUAUCUUCAGGGUACCACUAUGUUUGCCAACAAUGUGAGGACCACGACCUCUGCCUAGAAUGCUUUACUGCUCAACGUGGCCAAUUCGAUACGAAUUCCGAGAGCUGUAGGGACCAUUUCUUUUUCGAGAUAAGCACACACCAUCCUUCGACUGAAGAAUCAGAAAAGGUGGGAGUAACUACUGUUGUCGAAUGGCUAUCCAGCCUUCUUGCGGAGGCGGCACUGCAGGAUUGGCAAUCUGAGGCCGCGAAAGCAGGUGGUGAGGAGAUGCCUCUCAAUAUAGAUGAUUGGAAUGACAGAUGCCCCAAAGACAUUUCUGGGCCUGCCCCAGGUCGCUCAGAUCAGGAGCUUCAUUAUUCUGAGUUACUAGGAUUCCUGCUCAACUCCACCUAUGUUUUUGGCAAAGAUGGGUUUCGAUCAAAUGACUUACAUCAGUGGUGUCUUACAGAGUACAUGGCAGAUGAUUCAAGUCAAACGAUCCACGAAGGCUUUUCAAGCGUCAUCUUACAGGCUCAGCCCCCCCAGAAGUCACUUGUUGGUCGCGGAAGGACAGCCAAGGUCUCUUAUAGUUCUCCAUCUGACUCAAUGUACGCACGUUUCCGUCUUGAUCCUAAGAUGCAAGAGAUAAGAGUCUUGGAGUUACUUCCAGGUACUGGUGAAAUUCAAUGUACACUGCGAACCGUUAGCCUCCUUCAGAAUCCCUCUUUCGAGGCUCUAUCAUACGUCUGGGGAUCGGCUACGACUCAAAAGAAGCCUUCUAUUAUCGUCGAGGGUAAGCGUAACCGUCACGCCCAAUCUUCUACAAGCUGUGCUUGA